Camellia sinensis is the source of this 579-nucleotide messenger RNA. Lineage: Eukaryota; Viridiplantae; Streptophyta; Magnoliopsida; Ericales; Theaceae. The record is from RefSeq and is a predicted model, not a curated record.
AUGGCUAAAAUUUUCGUCAAAGAAUGGGAUAUGGUUAAGACACUCAAUGAAUUUAGAAUCCAAGUAGAAUCUCAAGAUACAAAGGUAUACCUUGGUGCACAAAAGGUGAUGCCUAAGUUGAUAAGUGAGAUCAUGGAGGCCCAGAAGCACGAUCAAGAAGAAGCCUAUAUCAAGGGACGUCUGGAAUCAGGAGAACCAAUGCUCGAUUGGGUGAUUCACCCCAAUGGGAGUUUAAGGUAUCAAGGCUCUACAUUGGGGAAAUCAUUCGAUUACAUAGAAUUCUGGUAUCUAUUAUGUCAGAUCGUGAUCCACGAUUCACCUCCCGAUUUUAGGAAAGUCUACAAGAAGCUCUGGAAGUACAUUGCCAAUCCAUCACAUGUCAUCAACCGGGAAGAAAUCAGUCUCAACAAGGAUGUUAUCUUUGAAGAAGGACCUGUAGCAAUACAAGAUAGUCGAGAGAAGAAUCUUAGGGGCAAGACGGUUCAUCUAGUAAAGGUGCUUUGGCGACAUCGUGGAAUUGAAGAAUCAACUUGGGAACGUGAAGAAGCGAUGCGGACAAACUAUCCCCAACUUUUUUAG